Molecule: messenger RNA, 177 nt
Organism: Durotheca rogersii
Lineage: Eukaryota; Fungi; Ascomycota; Sordariomycetes; Xylariales; Xylariaceae
Exons: 2
Coding region: 1-177 (58 amino acids)
Source: RefSeq, a predicted model, not a curated record
AUGGACGAGAAAUCGGCCGCGCGGAUCGCCAAGUCCCGCGGAAAGAAUGACUCUUUCGCGAAGCGUGCCGACAUGGCAGCACGAAACAAUAAAGACCAGAGUGUAGGCAGCACGGAGGAGCCCUGCCAGAGGGGCGAAUCGAGUCAGAAGAAGGACGGUGGCGAGCAGGCGAAGUGA